UUUCUCUCUCUUCAAGAACAGCUUACCCCGUCUCUCUCCUCAUUUUCACCGCUCUCUCUCCUCCCUGUAUUUAUCUUCUCCUUUCUUCAACCUUUGAGUGGCUUUCUGGUGGCCCAAGGAAAACAAACCAACGGAACCAAAAAAAAGGCACAAACUUUAUCUCCUUUUCCCGGCCACCCACAUCGGAACCCAGAUCGAACCCGGACCCGAAUUCUCAGAAAACCAACCCCACAUUGACGAUUGAGAGAUGAACCCACAGUAGAUAUGGAUGUGGGUCAUUGAAUCUUUUCAGUUGUCAAUGCUAAUAGUUGGAGGAAGGGAACGGGUUUGAGAUGUGAAACCGGAUUCGGGUGCGGAUACGGGCUUGGUUUUCAGAUUCAUGGGGAUUUGUUUGAGUUCUGUAAAGGACCAGCAUUCCAAUUAUACACACGCCAGUCCUCAAGGAGAUGACUCUGUUGUAUCUUCUCAAGCUCCAAGUAGAACAUCAAACACCACUCCUUUGGCUUCCAAGAAUGUCAAAGACCUUCGCCAAAGCCCCGGAUAUAUCAAUGUCAGCAUAUUUACUUAUGAUGAGAUGAGUUUGGCCACAAAACAUUUCCGGCCAGAUCUAAUUCUUGGUGAGGGUGGGUUUGGAGUUGUAUAUAAAGGAGUUAUUGAUGAUAACGUGAGGACUGGAUUCAAGACCACGCAAGUUGCCAUCAAGGAGCUUAAUCGAGAAGGGUACCAAGGUGAUAGGGAAUGGCUGGCAGAAGUUAAUUAUCUGGGACAGCUGAGUUAUCCUACUCUUGUGAAGCUGAUUGGGUACUGCUGUGAGGAUGACCACCGGCUACUGGUCUAUGAAUACAUGGCAAGUGGCAGCCUGGAAAAACAUCUUUUUCGCAGAGUGGGCUGUACGCUUACAUGGUCAAGAAGAAUGAAGAUUGCUUUAGAUGCUGCGAAGGGGCUUGCUUUUCUUCAUGGUGCAGAGAGACCAAUCAUUUACCGCGACUUCAAGACAUCAAAUAUCUUGUUGGAUGGGGAUUUUAAUGCAAAGUUGUCAGACUUCGGCCUUGCAAAGGAAGGGCCAAUGGGAGACCAAACCCAUGUUUCAACACGAGUGAUGGGAACGCAUGGAUAUGCUGCUCCUGAGUAUGUAAUGACUGGGCAUCUCACCGCCCGAAGUGAUGUUUAUGGAUUUGGAGUGGUACUUCUUGAGCUGCUCAUUGGAAGAAGGGCAAUGGAUAAGAGCAGACCCGGCCGAGAACACAACCUGGUUGAGUGGGCUCGCCCACUCUUGAAUCAUAAUAAGAAACUUCUGAGGAUUGUAGACCCUAGACUGGAAGGGCAGUACUCACUUAAAACUGCAACGAAGGUGGCCAAUUUGGCAUAUCAGUGCCUUAGUCAAAACCCGAAAGGGAGGCCCCUUAUGAGCCAGGUGGUUGAAAUGCUGGGUUCUCUUCAGACAACAGGAAACGAUGAACUUCAAGGUGGAGAAGGUGGUGUAACUCUUUACGAGGCUCCGAAGGGAACCUUUGGAACUCCCGCCAGGAAGAGAGACCCGAACAGAAGAGACGGUGAAAGGGGUGGAGAGGCACGUAGAAGGAGCAAACCGGGAAAUGGAGGUAGCAAGAGCGAGCCUAUGAAGGAUAUCGAUAGUAGUAACGUGUCUCCAGAUUUUGUGACAUGAAAAGUAGCUCCGACUGGAUGGAGGGUUGAAACUGUACAAGAUGAGAUCAACUGGUCUGUCCAUUUGGUGUUUUUGAGUUAAAUCCAUGCCCCGGGGCGGGGCGAAAUUUGUGAUUAACACUUUGUAAUUCAUUUUCUUCACACUGUAUUGUAAUCACUAUCGUGUACGAAUGAGAUUAUAAUUUAGUAGAGCAUCUCAAGAAAACCCUUUUUUCCCUAA
Molecule: messenger RNA, 1885 nt
Organism: Pyrus x bretschneideri (Chinese white pear)
Lineage: Eukaryota; Viridiplantae; Streptophyta; Magnoliopsida; Rosales; Rosaceae
Product: probable serine/threonine-protein kinase PBL17
Exons: 6
Coding region: 380-1666 (428 amino acids)
Biological process (GO): protein phosphorylation
Molecular function (GO): ATP binding; protein kinase activity
Source: RefSeq, a predicted model, not a curated record